CUCACCCGUUCCAUCCCUCUAAUUUUUGCGUCCAAGUAAUGGCUGAUAUUGAGACUAAGGGUCCCCAGAACGGUGGUUACUAUGAUUCUUCAGCGCCCUCUCCCCAUCUCCGCAAGUUGGCCAACCCUGCUCCUUUGGGUCUCUUCUCCUUCGCCUCGACGACUUUGAUCCUUUCUUUCGUCAACGUUCAGGCUCGUGGCGUUACAGAGCCUAACAUCGUUGUCGGUAUGGCCUUAGGAUGUGGCGGUCUUGCUCAACUUCUUGCUGGGAUGUGGGAAUUCGCAUGUGGGAAUACAUUCGGUGCUACUGCCUUUUCAUCUUAUGGUGCCUUCUGGAUUAGCUAUGCUUUGAUCUUCAUUCCUGGUACUGGAAUCCUGGAGGCUUAUGCUGAACCCAAGCACGCACACGACCUUGACAAUGCCGUUGCAUUCUAUCUGACCGCCUGGUUCAUCUUCACUUUCUGCAUGUUCCUCGCCUCACUCCGCUCAUCUGUGGCCAUUGCCGCUCUAUUCUUCUUCCUUGACAUGACGUUCAUGUUGUUGAUGAUCGGAGCAUACAUCACUUCCGAGAAGUGCACAAAAGCCGGUGGUGGACUUGGUCUCGUCACGGCUGCCAUCGCGUACUACGCCGCCGCUUCUGGGUUGAUGACUCCUGAGGCUUCGUACUUUGGCUUGCCUGUAAUCGACCUGCCCAAGUACCGCUCUGCGUAAGGGUUGGACCUUUUUUUUUUGGAUUGGGAUUUGUUAGGGGCGUGUGUGUCUGUGUCUGUGUGUCCGUGCGAUGUGGUUUUGAAGACUUGGAGUGGUUGUCUGCAUGUUAUCCCACUUCUGAUGGACGUCCCCUUCCGAGUGUCCCGCAUUGG
Cantharellus anzutake is the source of this 862-nucleotide messenger RNA. Its product is annotated as Gpr1 family protein. Bases 39 to 710 code for a protein of 223 amino acids. Gene Ontology annotation, cellular component: plasma membrane. The transcript has 7 exons. Lineage: Eukaryota; Fungi; Basidiomycota; Agaricomycetes; Cantharellales; Hydnaceae. Gene Ontology annotation, molecular function: acetate transmembrane transporter activity. The record is from RefSeq and is a predicted model, not a curated record.